AUGCUUGUUUUACCUGGCUCACUUGCAUUCUCCGAAUUUAAGGAAAAUUUUCUUUUAGUCAAUAUUCGAAAGGAUUAUCCAAAUAUAAAAUCGAUCACAGCGAUUUAUGUACAUUUUAUUGAACCAAGAGAUGCCACUGCAGAAGAAACUCUUAACAACAUUGAGUCUUUUGAACGUAGAACCCUUGAAAGCUUGCUCACCUAUGGGACUAAGAUUGAUAGCGUUAGAUCCCAAGAAGCGCGCAUAAAAUAUGAAAAGUAUUCAGUUGGGGGAAAUAUACCUAAUUUUUUUCUUGUUAUUCCUCGACCUGGAACGAUUUCUCCAUGGUCUUCAAAAGCCACCAACAUUGCACACAUGUGUAAUUUGGAGAGAACUGUAAAAAAAAUUGAACGUGGCAUAGCUUAUUUAUUUGAAAUAUAUAACAAUGAUAAUAUGCUCAAGCAUAUUUCCAAUCAUCUUUAUGAUCGUAUGACGCAAGUUAUUUUAUCAGAAAUCCCAACAGUUGACGUAAUUUUCAAACAUGGUACACCAGCACCUCUAAAAGUAAUUUGUCUCAAUGAUGAUGAAAAGAUCAUUUCUAGUAAUUUAGAAUCAGCGCGACAUAAACUCCAUGAUGCUAAUAAAGAGCUUGGACUUGCUUUGGCUGAUGAUGAAAUUGAGUAUCUUGUAAACGCGUUUGUCGGGAAUACUUCAUCUAAUGAAUGUUUAUUUAGGAAUCCAACAGAUGUGGAAUUAUUCAUGUUUGCGCAAGUUAACUCGGAACAUUGUCGUCAUAAGAUUUUUAAGGCCGAUUGGACCAUCGAUGGAACACACAGACAAUACUCUUUGUUUGAUAUGAUUCGGAACACUCAUAUCGAGAAUCCACAGUAUACAAUUUCAGCUUACUCCGAUAAUGCCGCAGUGCUAGAAGGAUUUAAUGCGACAAGAUAUGCGCCUGAUUUUAAUAACCAAUUCCAAUACACUAUGAGCAAAGAAAAGGUUCAUAUUGUUGCAAAGGUGGAAACGCAUAAUCAUCCCACAGCUGUAUCACCUUAUCCUGGAGCAGCGACUGGAUCCGGGGGUGAAAUACGUGACGAAGGUGCCGUUGGCCAAGGAUCUAAACCUAAAGCAGGAUUAACAGGUUUCUGUGUUUCUAAUCUUUUAAUACCAAAAAAUCAUCAACCUUGGGAGACAGAUUUUGGGAAACCAUCACACAUUGCAUCUGCUCUGGAGAUUAUGAUUGAAGCUCCGCUUGGUUGCGCUGCUUUCAAUAAUGAAUUUGGGCGCCCUGCUAUUCUUGGAUAUUUUCGAACAUUUGCUGAAGAAGUUUGCUUUUCUCCUGCAAAAUUUGAAAUUCGAGGAUAUCACAAACCAAUAAUGAUAGCAGGGGGUGUGGGCACGAUAAGACCUGAUCAUGUUUUUAAGAAACAAAUAUCUAUAGGAGCUCAUUUAUUUGUAUUGGGUGGCCCUUCAAUGUUGAUUGGUUUAGGGGGUGGUGCAGCAUCUUCAAUGGCUAGUGGUGCUAGUUCAAUUGAUCUGGAUUUCGCAUCGGUUCAGCGUGAUAAUCCUGAAAUGCAACGUCGCUGUCAACAAGUAAUCGAUGGAUGUACUAAUUUAGGGAAUUUAAAUCCUAUCGAAUCCAUUCAUGAUGUAGGCGCAGGCGGAUUAUCGAAUGCUUUACCAGAACUUGUACAUGAUAGUAAUUUAGGAUGUAUUAUACAACUACGAAGUAUUUCAAAUGAUGAUCCAAGUAUGUCACCCAUGGAAAUAUGGUGUAACGAAUCUCAAGAAAGAUAUGUUCUUGCUAUAGCACCCGAAAAUAUUAAUUUAUUCGAGGAAAUUUGCUCUCGUGAAAGAUGUCCAUUUGCUGAUGUAGGAAUCACGACAAAAAAUCAAGUUUUAAUAUUGGAAGAUUCAUUAUUGAAUAACACACCAAUUAGUUUACCGAUGCAAGUUCUUUUCGGAAAACCACCGAAAUUAUCACGUACUAUAAAUACUCUUAAAUUUCAACGUGUCCCAUUUGACGCUAAAUAUAAAUCAAUUGAAGCAUCACUAUAUCUGGUCCUUCGACUUCCAACAGUUGCCUCCAAGUCUUUCUUAAUUACAAUUGGAGACCGUACUGUUACUGGACUAGUGGCUCGUGAUCAAAUGGUUGGUCCUUGGCAAAUUCCUGUCUCUGAUGUGGCUGUUACUAUUUCUUCUUAUGGUAUUGAUAUAAUAACUGGUGAGGCCAUGGCUAUGGGUGAACGCAGCCCUAUAGCUUUGAUAUCCCCAGCAGCAUCCUCUCGUAUGGCAGUUGCUGAAACUAUCACAAAUAUUGCUGCUGCAUAUAUACAAGAUAUAUCCCAAAUUAGAUUAAGUGCGAAUUGGAUGUGUGCAGCAAAUCAUCCUGGUGAGGCUGCUGGUCUUUAUGAAGCGGUGCAGGCAAUUGGAAUGGAACUAUGUCCUAAACUCGGUAUUAGCGUCCCUGUAGGAAAAGAUUCAAUGUCGAUGAAAAUGAAAUGGCAAGAGAACGGCAUAGAAAAGGAAGUUAUCGCUCCUUUAAGUCUCAAUAUUACGGGAUUUGCACCUGUCCUCGAUGUUCAUAAAACUUUGACUCCUCAAUUAAAAAUUAUUGAUGAACCUACAGUUCUUGUAUUUCUUGAUCUGGCAAAAGGAAAACAACGAAUAGGUGGUUCAGCCCUCGCGCAGGUUUUCAAGGAAAUAGGUGAUGAAGCUCCUGAUGUUGAGGACAGCAAUUUGAUAAAGAGCUUUUUUAAGGGUAUUCAAUCUUUGAGAGGAGAAUACGAUGAUAUCAUUUUGGCAUAUCACGAUAGAUCUGACGGGGGGUUGAUUGUGACACUCGUGGAAAUGAUGUUUGCCGGAAACGUUGGUAUAUCAGUGGAACUUUCAACAAUUGUUGGUAAUGACGGGAACAUCCCGAAAUCGUUAUUUAAUGAAGAGUUGGGUAUAUUAUUGCAAAUUCGAGAAAAAGAUAUUCAAAUACUUGCAAAUAUUUUUGAGAAGACUGGAUUUUCUCAGAAAUAUAUCCAUAAAAUUGGAAAAGUGACAAAUACGCAUCUCUUGACUUUAACAUUGAAUAAUCAAAUACUUUAUCAAGCAUCUCGCGUUGAUCUGCAACGCGCCUGGUCCGAAACUUCCUUUCGUAUGCAAUCCUUGCGUGACAAUGCAGAUUGCGCAAAAGAGGAAUUUGACGGAAUAUUUGAUAAUCCUGGAUUAUAUUUUGAUUUAUCGUUUGAUCCUGCAACAGAUAUUCUUUCUUCAUCUUUAUUGAAAGCUCCUAAUGGGCCCAAGCCAAAAGUUGCAAUAUUACGAGAACAAGGAGUAAAUGGGCACAAUGAAAUGGCCUUUGCGUUUCAUUUAUCUGGUUUUCUGGCUGUUGAUGUUCACAUGUCAGAUAUUUUAUUAGGAAAAGUAACUUUACGUGAUUUCAAGGGAUUAGCAGCCUGUGGUGGAUUCUCCUAUGGAGAUGUACUUGGGGCUGGUGCGGGUUGGGCUAAAUCAAUAUUACUUCAUCCAAAUGCACGGGAUGAAUUUUUUCAUUUUUUUAAUAGUCGUGAUGAUACGUUUGCACUUGGUGUGUGUAAUGGAUGUCAAUUUUUUAGCCACCUAAAAGAGUUAAUACCAGGUGCCGAUAAUUGGCCAUCGUUUAAACGUAACAAAAGCGAACAAUAUGAAUCCAGAUUCACCCUAGUAGAAAUUGUCAAAUCUAAUGAAAAUAAUAUCAGAGAUGGUAAAAGGAAUUCGAUUUUUUUUAAUGGAAUGGAAGGCUCUAAGUUACCAAUUGCAGUCGCACAUGGUGAAGGCAGAGCAGAGUUUAGCUCCAAGGAACAAUUGGAUUUAUUAAUACAACAGGAUCUUGUAACGAUAAGAUAUGUUGAUAAUUAUGGAAAUGCGACUGAGAGAUAUCCAUUUAAUCCAAAUGGAAGUGUUGGUGGUAUUACCGCAGUACAGACUCCAAACGGAAGAUUUCUAGCGAUGAUGCCACACCCGGAACGUGUUAUUCUUAAAAAAACAAAUUCAUGGUAUCCGCCAGAUGCUGGUGAGAAUUGGGGUGAAUAUGGACCUUGGUUAAGAAUAUUUCAGAAUGCAAGAGUUUGGGUUGGGUAG
This is a messenger RNA of Ambispora gerdemannii, 4089 nucleotides long. The record is from the annotation of a GenBank genome assembly. Lineage: Eukaryota; Fungi; Glomeromycota; Glomeromycetes; Archaeosporales; Ambisporaceae.